UCUGUGCUCGAGCGUGGUGUUGCAAGUGCGUCGACACUCUGCAGUCUCUAGUGCACUCGAUCACCGACAAAUAAAUGCAAAUGGGGCUUUUCUUUCAUGCUCACAUUGCCUUCACCCAACAUUCGCGCCUACACAACGCACAUGGCCGGCCUUCUACGCACCCCACCCCCCCAUACUCCAGGCCCCAGGAAGCCACCUUGUCAGCAGCAGCAAUGCAUAGUAGCCUCCGACAACAUUAUCCAGCGGAGCGGAUCUCGCGUCUUGAACGCCUGGACGACUUGCUUGACGGAAAGCUCGAAGGCGAACUCGUCAAAACUCUUCCGGGCCUUGUUUCUCUUGUUGUCCUGUUCCUUGUCUCUUGACCCCCAGCCUGUAGGCCUGAUCUCCGCCGCCCGAGGGAUAACCCACACGAUCACCCACCGCUUGACCUUCUCCAGCGCCUUGCUGGCUUUCAUCUCCUGGUCGAUCAGCUCCUCGGUGAACGUGGCCGUACCGUGCCCCUUGUCGAUCGUGGCUUGGAACAGAUAGGCCGUCGUCCCAGACACGUAGAGUGAGUCGACGGCCUUCUGCCUGCCCACCUUUGGCUGCCAGAGUCCAUCUUUGUCGAUGUCUGAGUAAUCCUCGAACUCGUAGCGCUCCGCCGACCCAAGUGAUAGAUACUCGGAUGCUGGUUGUUGUUCUAUGCGGCUCCUGGCGUAACGAGUGCGGUUGUCCUUCACGCGUUGUUGCUGGCUCUCCAGGCUCUCGAGGGGGAUGUCGCUCUUCGCAUCUCUCAGAAAGCGACUCACUAUCGCCUCAAACAUGCGGCCUCUCUGAGAGCCCUCAGCAGUAUGGGCGGCCUCAGCAGUAUGGGCGGCCUCGAUGAUCCAGUUCAUGAAUAGUCCCAGUUGCCGCUCGUUCAGCUCCUUCACGAACAUGGCCAGCGGGCCAGGCGCGCGCCAGACGACAUUCGAAAAGGCGUAGCCGUAGUCUCCCUCGGUUGUGACAUUGAUGCUCAUUAGCACAGCCUGGGGCAUUUCGUCGGGAUCGACGCCUGACAGGCGCCAAAAAAAGUGCCAUGUGUACCUGGCCAAUUCACUCAGGCUCUUCACAGCCCUUACCUGACAGCCAAGUCUUCAUCGAGUCGAAGUCCACUAUUCUGGCACUACUCUCAGCACGUCGCCGGAGUUUCGACACUGGGGUGUAAAACUCGCGGAUGUUACUGCCCGCGAACAAACGGCACUCCUCGAUCUCGUCAUCAGUCCACUUGGGCUCCAUUACGUGCUUGAACAGCCGGUCGAUCUCGUCGUCAGGCCAGAGCGGAAAAACGAGAUCCUCCACGAUGUACUUCUUGAAGCCGCUGUAAUCGUCUGGUGUGCGGGAACAUGCGGCCAAGACUGCCGGGCCGCUCCAGAAGCGAUAGCCCUCCCGUCCGUCUGUUGGGACAGAAAGAAAGAGCAUGCACAGACAGUCGAUACAGGAGGCGUGGAUCUCACCGAUUAGUAGCCAGUUGCGACGAUUGGCGCCCACGUCACCGAUUCCAUCGCCCUCGCCUGAUGGGCUCCCCAACGUAUCCUCCAGACGCGACUUGUCCACCAUUUUAAAGACGCCGCCUCGCAUGAGCUCGUAGACAUCCUUGUCAGGAGCUCCUCCCCGCCGUGAGUUGUCAACAUACCAGAUAACAAACUCCUCUUCCUCCAUACGUCCCGCGAGCACGGCCAUCAGGAAGUAGAGGAAGAAACUCUUGCCCACGCCAGACGAACCACGCAUCAGCAUAUGAGGGAGAGAUGUGUCAGGGGUCGUCUUGGCGGCGCUCAACAUGAUCUCGGCCAGCUCGAUGUACGCUUUGCGGACCAUGACUUGUGUGCCGCCAAUGAGGUCGAUCGUGUCGUACGGCUGGACUUUGUCGAGAUGAAGGGGAGUCAGAUGUUCCCAAAACGUCUUGAAAUCAGCAGGCUUCUCCAGCCCCAUCGGCGGCGGUAUCCGCUUCUGAGUGACAGCAUGGUGGAUGAACGAGUGCUGCACACGCAUGCACGCACCUCUUGCUUGGCAUCGCCGGCCUGAGCACAUAGCCGGCUCGGAGGAGAGCCAUCCAGGUGAGCUCCAGGCGGAGCGAUGAAAGCCACAGGGAAGGGCAGGCGCCUGCCGUCGACGAAUGCAGCGGAGAUGAGGCACACGGCAAAGAGAGAGGACGCACUCAUGCUUGUGCGGUGUCGAAGUGCCGCAGAUCUGCAUCGACAGAAAAGGCGAGGGACGCUACUAAGAGCAUGGAACGACUGGGAGAACCACCAGAUCUCUGAUCUAUGAGUGCAACGUUGCACGCCUUUGCACCUACCGAAGCAGCCGCGAGAAAAGGCUGAUAGACGCUCAAGAUGACUUAAUCAACACAGUCCCUUGUCGGCCACGUGGAUCGCUUGUGUGACAAAGGGAACCGGGGCACCUCUUCG
This is a messenger RNA of Vitrella brassicaformis, 2426 nucleotides long. NCBI's taxonomy places the organism in Eukaryota, Vitrellaceae. The record is from the annotation of a GenBank genome assembly.